CCGCCAGUUUUGUUUCAAAAUGCGUCUCCCAAUCACAUGCAUUUUGCUCAUCGUGGGGCUGGACUAUAGUGCUUCCAUGUGGAUAAAGAGAUACGUUGAAAACUACCAUCGUCCUACGUACCGCAAUCGUGCCCACAGCUCCAGUAAACACGUGGACUACAAUCGAGAGGCUCUCGAGAAUCGGGGCAAAUCGAGAACUUUAGAAACCCGCACCAGGACUCCUUUUGAUGCCGCAAAGGACGUGUCGUACUACGUAAAUGUCUUGAACGAGGGAUCUGUGAUCUGUGCAGGCGCUCUGAUCUCUCACAGGAUGGUCAUCACAUCGACGCACUGCUUCUUUGCCACGGGAGUAGAUGCGACUUACGAGUUUACUGCGAAGAAAAUGACCAUACUGACUGCCAUUGAUUUCGCGCCGAAUACGGAACCCCACCAGGUCAAGGCCUUCUUCAUGCCGGUGAACCGGGAUAAGCACUUCAUCAACCAUGUGGCCCUGCUCGCCCUGGCCGAGAAGCUCGAUAGGACGAAAUAUCGGUAUAUUCCCCUGAAUCGCCGUAAACCCAAAAUGGGUGAUGACGUUAAGAUGGCCUUUUUGGGACCACCUACUUAUAAGGUCACUCUUUACAACACCCGGGUUUUCGACCACGAUCGUUGCCAUGUCCACUACGGUCUCAAGGACUUAUUCCAUGUGUCCACCUUCGAGCCGGACUUCUUCUGUGUGAGGAACAAGAAGCACUCGAUUAAGAGCACCUGCAGCACCCGACCCGGAGAUCCCUUACUGGUGGAUAACAAGCUGGUGGGGGUUAAUAUAUAUGGAGAGCACUGCGACGAGGACGAUGACACCACCAACAUGGACAUAUACCUACCGAUCAGGGUAGUAAUACCAUUCAUCCAGAUGGCCACGGACGCACUGAGGGCUUUCACUGGCUCGGGUCCCUAUAAUACCUCUUUGAAGGGUCCGCUUUCACCUCUGCUCCAGUCCUUGGCCGAUAGAGAACCCAAUAUUUAUGUUGGCGCCCAUGUUCCCCAAAUUCCCUUCGACAGUGCCCUCAAUGGUGGAACCCCUGAUGAUGACAGGGCCUCAAUUGAGCACCAUGUUGAACAAGCUCCCGAAUAUUAUUAGUUCUGUUGAAAACACAACUAAGGAUAUGGGCUUGAUUUGAUAAGGAUAAUUUCUGAGAGACAUAGGGAACAUAUUUGUAUUCUUCUUAGCUACAAAAAUAAAAGUUUGUUUAAAUAAAUGGUAGAAGUUAA
Drosophila biarmipes is the source of this 1251-nucleotide messenger RNA. RefSeq lists its product as uncharacterized. Gene Ontology annotation, molecular function: serine-type endopeptidase activity. The transcript has a single exon. Lineage: Eukaryota; Metazoa; Arthropoda; Insecta; Diptera; Drosophilidae. The record is from RefSeq and is a predicted model, not a curated record. Gene Ontology annotation, biological process: proteolysis. Bases 20 to 1120 code for a protein of 366 amino acids.